UAUAUACAAUGUACUUACUUAGAGGCCAGAAUAAUGGAGGCCUGAUAAAUCAAAUAUUCAGGACAAUGUGAGACAUCUGUGAUUGUGUAGGUAUAUCUGAUCCAUUAUGGAAAAGGAGCAGAUAAUGGCAGUGGAUGCCAUGAUGAGGGAGAUAAUGAACAUUGGGUGGACCUCCAGCCAGAUCAUCAGACACCUCUCUCAGAGCGGUACCAUCACCCUGGAGGAGCGCAAAGAACUGUUGCUUUUAGACAAAAGACCACUGAGGACUAAGAAAAUUCUGACAAUUUUAAAGAAGAAAGUUGGAGGAUGGGUGGCUUUAAAGAAAGCAUUGAUGAUUGAAAAAGUUCACAAUAGACACUUGGUUGAAAAACUGGAAGCCAGAUACCAGAAAUUUCUACAAAAUCCCGUUUCAGAAAUUCAGAAACCAAAAGUGAAGGAGAAGCUCUCGCCAACUGAAGUCAUGCACAUUUUCAAUAAACUUAGCCUCUUAGUUUGGGGCAAGAAUUCAAAGGAAAUGAAUGAUGUGAACUUUGAAGAGUUUGAUAAGGUUUUGGAUGAACUUGAAAGUAACAGAGACUUGUUAUACAAUGAUGAUAGGCGGGAUGAAUUCCGAUCCCUGUUCACUCUGAUAAUGCAAGUUAAGGAGGAAAACCGCUUGUAUGCCAAAAACGAGAAAGUCAUGAAGGAUGAGGCAAAGAAAUUGAAACGGAAACUUAGAGAUGCUGAAGCCAAGAAUGAAGAACUAGAAAUAGAAAUAACUGACCUUCAUCUCAGUCGCGAAGAAGAGGUCAAUCGCAAAAUUGAGGAGGUCCGUCGAAGACUUCUAAGAAGUGGCUUAGAUGAUCCUGAUGAAGAUUUUUUCAAAAGUAACAUGGCAAAUCGGGCAAAUGAUGAUGAUGAUGAUGAUGAAGAAGAAGAUGAAGAAGAUGAUGCAGAACCAGAGGAUGAAUAUAGAAAAAGUGACAAUGAGGACAAAUUUGAUGAGAACUUUACCCCAGAAAUUACAGAGAGCAGCCAUCUACAUGCAAACAGACGUCUGUCCUUAGAAUCAACAUCUUCAACCAUUGUCAUCAACAAGCGACAAGUCAUGUCCUCACAAAAUAUCAUCCUAAUACAAAAACCCAGAAAUGUUAACAUAUUCUCUUAAUCUUGUACAUGUCAUCAGAAUUUACAGACAAAUAGCAAUCUAGGCUUUUUUAUUGUUUGCUUGAACCAUAUUUUGCUGACAUUCAGCAUUUCAUCCAUUCAUUCAUAUGAUGUACAUGUAUAAUCUUCCAUCACAAGAAAAUCAUUAUUUACUAAUGUCCACUUGGCAAGCAGAGUUUAGAAUGUUGUAAUAAGGGAAAACAUUUUCCAGUGGUACAGUGCUUGUAUGCAAUGCCUUUUUUAUCAUUUUAUUUUCAAAUGGUUUACUAAUACUAUUUGAAAAAUUUGUUAUAUACUGCAUGUUCAUGUUAAAUUUACAGUGUAUUAAUCAUUUUCAUUUGCAAUACUAAAUUACUUGUUUAAAUCCUUUAAUCAGUCCUAAAAAGCUACUAUAUAGCACAACUGCACAAACAUACAUUUAGAACAUUACUUCUUGUUGUAUAGUUUUGUUAAAUUACCAUAGAGGAUUGUUCACAGUAUGUUUCAUAAUUCAUAGGUUACAUCAAUUCAAUCGAAAGUAAGCAAAAACAUUAAAUCAAAUAGUUUUGUUUGGUUUUUACCAGAGACAUAAAUAACAUCAUGUUAUUUAUGUCUCUGGUUUUCACUCUACAUUUCAUUUCCUAUCUUCGAAGCAAUGUAACCAGAAAUUUCUUUCAGAUUGUUAUCAAAUAAAAAAUUGAUCU
Magallana angulata is the source of this 1829-nucleotide messenger RNA. RefSeq lists its product as uncharacterized. The transcript has 3 exons. Lineage: Eukaryota; Metazoa; Mollusca; Bivalvia; Ostreida; Ostreidae. The record is from RefSeq and is a predicted model, not a curated record. The coding region runs from base 107 to 1147 and encodes 346 amino acids.